AUGGCAAUGAUAGCUAACGUGUCAACUUUGCCAGAACAAAAUCCGUCCGUACCGCAAACUGAGCCAAGUCAGCCACAGCUAUCACUGAGUGGUUUCGGCGGCAUCGAUCACGUCAGCCCAACGCAAGUCCUCGACGAAGCAGCGAUCGAAAAUGAGGAUGAUGACUAUUGGGAUCUUCAGUCGGACGAGGAAAUGCUCGACGCGGAGGAUCGGGAUAACGAAGACAAUAUGCUUGCGAGCAAGGAGUUCAACAUCAUCCGUCGCAUACACCAUGAGCAUGCCAAUGAGCUUGCAGUCAGACGACAUGAUGCUUUCAUCUAUGAAGGUCUCUUGACAAAUUAUAAGCCCGAGUAUGCCGCAAGUCCCCUGAGAAAUCUCCAGGUUGCGCGCGUCUUCGCUCAUUACAUCCAUGUAAAACGCCUAUCGCUUUCAACGCUGGCGAAUUCGAUGCUCUUGGCCUACUACGAAGUAUGGACUGCGGAACAUGUCAAAUGGUCGACUCAUCUGGUCGGCGCUGCACAACUCCUCAUUGAACUUGACUUCCGCUCACUUACUCGAGAAGCUCGACGCCUCAAAGCCGCGCAGAAUGCAGAAGACAGACAGUUCCCCUAUCAGAACCCAGAAAUACUUAUCGACCAAAAGCACUUCAAUAAGACGCUGGAAGAGCGUGCAAUGAUGCCAGACCAGAAUCUCGUGAGCGCUAUUAUUGGCAAGAAAGUCAACUAUGACGACUUUGGUAUGAUUGUCGAGGAAACUGGCGCCAGAUACGAGACAAAGACGAAUUUGCCGGACAAGCUCGAUUUGCAAACCUUUGAAACUCUCCAGGAUCUUUACUGGUGGUACGCCCGUCAUGAUGCUUUUCAGAGCAUUGUUAGCGGUAACCCUUUGAUCACUUACGCGAACCCCAACUAUCAGCGCUCACCACCAACGCCAAGCGCCCCUCAUCCCAAGUACGCCGAUUUGCCAGCUGCAUAUCAAGCUGCUAUGGAAGAGUGGGAAACGAUCACUGCUGCGCACAACACUGUCUCGUCCAUCUUGACCAACACGGAGUCGUUUGCGCCUCUACCACCAGACACCUAUCCCCCAGUCCCAGGCGGUACAGGAAACAUGACUCCCUUUGGUCCAGCUCUGAUCCACCGAAGUUACGACAUCAGCAUCAUCUGGUGUCUGUUGCAUCUAGCGAAGAUCAUGCUUCUCCGCUCACACCCAGCCAUGCCACCAGCAGCACAGAUGGCUGCAGGUGUAGGUGCACCAGCUACAAAAACAUACGCGAUGCUUAUAGGCCGCAUUACAGCCGGCAUGCAGCUUCCCGCGGGCGAGGACUUGUCGCCAUCGCUGGGAGCAGUAUUGACCGAGUCUUCACUCUCGCUCUUCUUCGCUGGCGUGCAGUAUCAAGCACCCGCACAGCGCGAGUGGCUCAUCACGCGUCUCGUUGACGUUGAUCGCAGAACGGGCUGGGCGUCAGCGGGUAUUAUCGCUCAGGGAUGCGAAACGGCGUGGGAUAGAGCGGCGGCCAUGGGGCGUGGACCGCCCUACAAACGUCGCCUUAAAAGAGUAGGAGAAGAAGGGCCACUGCUCAAGGAAGACAAAGUGGCAGAAGUACCGAGGGAUAGGCUGUAUGAGGAUGAGGAAGAUGCAUCACUGCAAAGAGGGGGUCCGAUUGGUGGCGGACAGGGAAACCGGGAACGUGGUUUUGUGGUGAAGAAUAGGCCUGGGACGUGGGCGAUGAAUUUGCUGGGCACGGAGGAGGACUUGCGCGCGGGUAUGGAGAGAGUGGGACUUUGA
Parastagonospora nodorum SN15 is the source of this 1785-nucleotide messenger RNA. RefSeq lists its product as hypothetical. The transcript is spliced from 3 exons. Gene Ontology annotation, biological process: positive regulation of transcription by RNA polymerase II. Gene Ontology annotation, cellular component: nucleus. Lineage: Eukaryota; Fungi; Ascomycota; Dothideomycetes; Pleosporales; Phaeosphaeriaceae. Gene Ontology annotation, molecular function: DNA-binding transcription factor activity; transcription cis-regulatory region binding. Bases 1 to 1785 code for a protein of 594 amino acids. The record is from RefSeq and is a predicted model, not a curated record.